CAGCCCAAUGGAGCCUUCUGCAGUCGAACCAAUACCCACCGCGGGCAGCAGCCUCCUGGGUGUCCCAGGGCUUAUCACCUGGGAUGGGGAUGAGGCGAACGACGCGGAGGUGAUCGGUGGCAUCAGGCCCAAGUCCUCUCCUCUCCCACGGAGAAGGAGCGCCAGUGAUUUAAAGGACUGUGAGCUCGAGCUCACCCCAUCCAGCUCUCGGAGAGUGUCCUUUGCGGACGCCCUCGGCCUAAACCUGGUGAAAGUGAAAGAGUUUGACUCGUGGGACAUAACAGUCCCGCUGAACUUCAAUGCCAUGGAGGGAGAGACAGAGGUAGAGGAAUACUACUUGUCCUCAUUAUACACUCCUUCACCAUCCCAAGAAGCCAUGGUCCUGAGAGUUCAGGAGCAGAAGCUAGAGCUGGAGAGCAUUGAGUUACUCUACCAGACUACAAUACUAAGGGGGGUGGUCCGCGUUCUCAAUGUCUCCUUUGAUAAGAUGGUGUACAUCCGCACCUCGCUGGAUGCCUGGGCCACGCACUUUGACCUGCUGGCAGAGUACAUACCAGGGUCCAGCGAUGGAGACACUGACUGCUUCUCAUUCAAGCUCACCCUGGUGCCCCCCUUUGGGGAAAAGGGGGCCAGAGUGGACUUCUGUCUCCGGUACGAGACCCCAGUUGGGACUUUCUGGGCCAACAAUAGUGACCAGAACUAUGUGAUAUUUUGUCACCAGAAAAUCAAGGAGUCGAAAGAGAAACCAGAAAAAGACAAAAGCGGGCGCAGGAAAAGCAUCCUGAAAGCCAUCAGUCAUGACUUUCCCUGUGAUGAAAACUGGUCGUCAACCAAUGCUGAAUCUUCAGACGUACACAACCGUGGAGGGAAGCUGGCUAGUGUGAACACUUCUGAGUCUCAGUCAGGAGCACUCCAAGAUGAUCCUCAGAAACUAAUGGUUGAGAGCAGCCGGAACUCCAGCAGAAGAAACCGACGAAAGGCAGCACGAUUGGCGAAGGUGCAGGACUACUUCACCCAGAGAGAGGAUGAGACCCAAGAGAAAGAGAAGGGAGCAGUGGAACCAUCACAGAUCCCACAGGAAAAGCUUUCGAAUAGGCCUGAGGUACGACCACUGCCACCACAGGGCAGGAAAGGGUUUGGGCUGCAGGCAACAGAUUCUCUGUCUACGUACAAACUGUCUCCUGGUGUCCCAGACAGCACGUCUUGGCAGGAGUCAGUGAAACCUGAGAAAAUAGACCCAACGUUCCGAUCAGCCCCAUCAGAGCUGAGAGGGAAACAGGCCUCACUGAUCCCCAGCAGCAAGUCAGAUUCAACUGAUCAACCUGCUGCUGUGAGCCAAAAUGGUGAUACGUCUGUUUUCAGUGUGGAGGGAAGUGCUCUGAUGCAGAUGGAAACGGAAAAGGGUGGAUCUGCCAUCAGCACAGACAUAACACAUUCAGAUAACAUUGUCAGGUUGGAGAACAGCACAGCAGGCCCAGUCCCAGGCAGCCAGACCAAUAGCUUUAUGUUUGGUAAUGUUGUGGCCCCACCAUACUGUCAGGGGUUUGGUAGAGUGGAGAGUGGGAGUCCGAGCUUCACCCAUAGAGGGAAUCGAACAAGUGGUCAAUUGCAUGAAUGGGAUUCAACAGCCUACACAGCCCAGAGUUACCCAUCCACAGAGGAAGUAGAAACUCACUCCUGUGUUUCAGCUGAUACUCGUGGAACACCUGAAGACAAGCCUGUAGAUCAACAGGGGUCUCUUAAAUCAAACCCAGAACACUUCAGCUCUGGAUUAAGUACAGAAAGAGAGUCUGAACCUAAACUUCUGUCAGAAGAGGCAGGAGGUCUUCUCAGGACUCACACUGCCCUGAACACUGCUGCUGCUCUCAGGGCACAAAUCCUCAAUGUUAACUCAGGCCUCCAGGGGUCUGAGGAGAACAUUCUGCCUCCUCAGACCCAAAUGCACCAGGACAGUAAGCUUUCACAAACACAAACCCCAUUACCAAACACAACACCUUCACAAACUCCAGUAGACACAGCACUUUCACAAACACAAACCUCAUUACCAAACACAACACCUUCACAAACUCCAGUAGACACAGCACUUUCACAAACACAAACUCUGAGUGACGCGACACAAGGCAGUUUCCUACAGUCACAAACUGAAAUGGGGUCAAAGCAUGUCUCUGCUGAGAUGACUCUGCAGGGGGCCAGUUGUGGAUAUGAGAGACCUGAUGAGUCAGAUGAAAUGGAGAACCCUCUCACAGAUGAAUGGUCAACAAGCCCAUUCACAGAAAUAGUAGACACACCUAUAGCCAUGCUAGAGCCUGUAGAUGCUGACCUGAAAGUUCACACUUCAGAGACCGAGGAAAAGAUCACCACUGAGCACCAAAACUUUGCUGUGCCCCAUACGGACACACUGGAGGAAGAAACCAGUGGGACAGCAUUGAAAGAUGAUUCCAUUUUCAUUAAGGAAUGGACAUCAUUGGAGAAAUUAAUGAUGAGAAAACAAACAGAUCAAGUGAAGGAUGAACUAUCAUUUGAAGUGUCAAACAUUUUAUGCAAUGAAGAAAACCGGCAUUCUAUUGACAACGAUGUAGAUGAUGUAGAUGGAGAGAUGUCAAACUAUGUAAGGUAUGAUUAUGAUAAAGACACUGACAAGGGCUCAAAGUUCAAAGAAGAAGAUAUUCAUAAGGAAGUUGAACUGGUAAUGGUGAACAGUAAGAAGUAUUUAAUUCCUACAAAGAAGGAGAUAGACACAAGUAAUGGACAACCAUUUCUAAAGAAAGAUCGAAUAGUAAAAGACUGGGAGGGGACUGUGGAAGAGGAAGACACGAUGGGGGAAUUUGUGGAGGGGGACAAAUGGGAAAUAGAAGAAGAUGAGAUAGUUGUGGAAGAGGAGAUGGUGGUUGGGACAAAGGAGUUGGAGGAGACAGGGGAGGUGGAGGAAACAGAGGAGGAAGUGGAAAAGGAGAAAGAAGAAAUUAUGAUACGGGAAAAGAUAGAAGAAAUGGUAAAGGAAGGAGCGAAGGUGGUGAAGGGAGAGGGGGAAAUGGAGAAAGAAAUGGAGAAGGUGGUAGUUGAAGAGAUGGAGGAUUUAGAGGAGGAGGAUGUUAAGUGGAUAGAGUGGGAGGAAGAGGAGAUUGUAGAGGAAGAGAAGGAGGAGGAAGAGAUUGUAGAGGAAGAAACUGCAGAUGUAGAAGUAAAGGAAAUCGUAGUAGAUGAUCAAAAUGAGUUGGUAGACGAGUUUAGCAUGAACAUGAACAAUAUGAAUGAGGGUGAGGGUGGUAAGAGCACAAAUGUAAAGGUCACAGAAAAAUCUAGCCCAGUAGAUAAUACAUUAAUGACAAAUGAAGUGUCAAAUCCUUGCCACAAAGAAACUAUCAAUGACGUAAGGCUGGACACCAAGCAUCCUCGAGAUGAAGAAAUGGAAUCUAUCAAUGGAGAAGGGGAGACCUGCAUUCAAUCGAAUAAAUCUGUCAGUGGGAAAGAGGGUGAAGGGGAGGGCGAGGAGGACCAUGCUUCCACAGAGUCUCUGUCAGAGGAUGAGAUAGAGCUGUACAUGCGCAGUCUAAGGGCAGUGCAGAAGCUACGAAACAAGGACUUAGCCUUGAGUCUUGGGAAACGGCCCUCCAUAAGCAGAAGAGGCAGCAAACCGUCCAUGACGUCCAUCAGUGAGUCUGUGGAUGAGGAGCACCCGAGCAACCAGGAAGGAGGGCAGGAUAGCACCAGGAGCAAUAUAAUGUGGUGGAGAGAAUCAUUUUCUUGGCAUAAUCCCUCAAAAACACUGUUAUACACCAUCCUGUUUGUAGUGUUAUUUUUUGCUGCAUACCAUUAGGACUUUCUGGUCUGUUUUAGACAGGCUGGUUUGUCAGGGGGAGAAACAGCCAAUGAUAAUAAAUAAUACAAUAGGUUGAGACCUGUGAAAAUAUAUUUCAGUGUCUAUAAAGGGCACGACAAUUAAGUUUCAUUAUUUGUCAUUAUGCCUCAUCUCUAAAUAUAGCCUCUAAAUAGAUGUUAAACAAUAUAAUUUAAGCAGCAUGUGCAGUGGCCGAUAGAGAAAACAGAUCUGGCAAUAAGAAUAGGCUGUAGAUAGUCUUGACCAUUUGGGACCCGUUGGCAAUUUCACUCAGGACAGGUUAUAGCCAAGACUUAAUCAAUAUUUUGUUUUGUCUUAUUUAUUGAUAUGGAUAUAGCCUCUGCGUGAUGGGAUUGUGCAACGUAAAUGGUUUUAACAAGCUUUCUUACAGAGUGGAAUUCAUUAAUACAACAGUCAAAAUGCCUAAUAUAAGGCCUACAGUCUGUGCUCCCAAAUACAGGAAAAAGUGUGAUUCAUUAGUUUACAUGAUCACUACAGUAGCCCCACGCGGCUAUACAAAUGUAUUAUGCAAUAAUAUGGCCAUUAAAUAACACACAACAGUAUGGCAUAUUCAGAUAGUGGAAUAAGCCUAAAUCAUGUUUACUUUCUAUUUUGCAGUACAGGUGGUUUUUCUAGACAAGGCUCUUCUGUGUCUUCCAUAGUAUCAUUGUCAAACAAGUCAUUUUCUGAAGCCCAAGCCUAUAGUAUGCCAUCUACUGAUAUAACGUCAUUAUCGAAUUGCGUUCUAAAACAAGCUCUAGACAUUUAUUUUGGAAAUGAAACCGGAAGCUGCAAAGCAUUUCAAACGUCUGGGCUAGAGUUGCUUGAUUGACUAGUUAACUUCGACUAGCUACGUUCGGUUCGGUUCAUGUCCUUUGCAGAUGCCACAUUCCUGACAAAGGUUUGUAUACAUAAAAAAUAUCUGUAACCGGGUAAAGGGAGACGUAAUGUAAGAAUUGAUAGAAUUCAUUGUCGUAACAUAGGGUUUGUACAUUUACAGAUCUAAUUUAACAAUUACGUUCCAUGUGAAAUUAUAUUUCAGUGUCUGAAGUGCUCCACAAUUAAGUUUCAUUAUGCCUCAUCUGAGACUACAUGUAGAUGACACAAAUGACAAAAGGUAACCAUUUUUGGUAAAAUGAUGUGGGUAAAAAGUAGAAUAUAAAUGUUGACACCAAAUAAAGACUUUGAAUUCAGUAUAUUCCUCGUUCUAUCCAGAUUUGAUCAAAAUAAAUGUAUAUAUUUUUUAACAUUCUUAUUAAAAUUAUAUUAACAGGUGAGUGUGUUUUAUAAUUAACUUAUGAGGGUCAGUUAGUUUAAGGCAGACCCUUCAAUAGAGCACACAAUAUUAUUUAUCCAAAAUAAUGUUUUGUGACUUUUCUACAUAUUGGCCACACUACGGUUGCAUCUUGUACAGUACGCUGUUUGUUUGAGCACAAAUUAGUUCAAAGCCCUGUGUUCAAAUAACUGUUCUUGUCUAUUAAUGUUCUGUAUUAUGUCAUGUUUCAUGUUUUAUGUGGACCCCAGGAAGAGUAAUGGGGAUCCUUAUAAAAUACAGAAUACCCAGUUACAAGGCUGUGGACCAUUGCUUGGUGCGGUUACUGUUAACUUUUAUUGCAUUAUUUUAUUUGGUGUAAAUUAAGCUGAUUUUAGAUUUAUUUUGUACCAAUGCCUCCAGAUUCAUAAUAGCCAUGUACAGUAUGUUAAAUAUGGUUAACAAAAAUUGUCUAUGAAUCUCUCUUUCUGAUAAUAUACAACAGUCAAACGGUCAUUUCCUACAAUCUUUCAACAAAUAAAGCAAAAAUAAAAGCUAACAUACUAUAAUUGACCACCAUGCAUACGUACAGUACACCAUGCAUACGUACAGUACACCAUGCAUACGUACAGUACACCAUGCAUACGUACAGUACACCAUGCAUACGUACAGUACACCAUGCAUACGUACAGUACACCAUGCAUACGUACAGUACACCAUGCAUACGUACAGUACACCAUGCAUACGUACAGUACACCAUGCAUACGUACAGUACACCAUGCAUACGUACAGUACACCAUGCAUACGUACAGUACACCAUGCAUACGUACAGUACACCAUGCAUACGUACAGUACACCAUGCAUACGUACAGUACACCAUGCAUACGUACAGUACACCAUGCAUACGUACAGUACACUUGAGACACAUUUAGAACACAUUUUCAUUUCACACCACACACUUGUACAGGUUACAGACUUGUACGUGUGUGAAAAAUGACAAAUAUAAGCACCCUUAUUUGACCUUUGACCUGUAGAGGCCCCCAACUCCCCUGUGUGAGGUUUACUCUUGGUAAAUAUACAGAUUGGUAUGGUUAAACAUUUGAGAAGUUAUGAAAGGGGUGCAUACCUCACAGUAAGACUACAACGCAAUCAUGUGUCAAUGUUAAUGAACGGUUGAUAGGGAAAACAGAACGUCUUAAAACCAUAGUCCACUCCUUACUCCCGUCAGCUUUAGACAGCAUUGUCUUGAGAUACAAACUGUGCAUAUUUGUUUUUCUGGUGUGUCAAUGUCUGUCUUGGCUGUGGUCGGAUAAGAUAUAGACUCAGGAGCCUGGUUCUUAUCUGUUGAAAUGUUUGUCCUUCCCUUUAACAAUAUGAAUAAAUUGACAGCAAAAAAACA
Molecule: messenger RNA, 6489 nt
Organism: Oncorhynchus kisutch (coho salmon)
Lineage: Eukaryota; Metazoa; Chordata; Actinopteri; Salmoniformes; Salmonidae
Exons: 4
Coding region: 8-3817 (1269 amino acids)
Biological process (GO): regulation of glycogen biosynthetic process
Cellular component (GO): protein phosphatase type 1 complex
Molecular function (GO): protein phosphatase 1 binding; glycogen binding
Source: RefSeq, a predicted model, not a curated record